GACAAGGGACUCCCUCUGCUGAUGCAGCUCCAUUCACCAAUCCUGUGCCAGUCUAAUCUGUGAACCAACUCCAACAAGUAGAGGUCUGCUAGAGCAUUUUAAUGGCAGAUAUUUUCCUUAUGCCAAAAAUCUUAACUAUGGAGUGCCUGAUCAAGUCCUUUUACUGUAAUCUCCAACUAAUAAUAAGGGCAUAUUUCACCUGAAUAUUUAAAUCCUGAAACCAUGAACCUGUCAGACUCUUGCUUAAGUACAACUUCAGACUUUCCAUUGGAUUUUAACACAUCAGUGUCAUGGAUCAUAAAUGUUUCUAAGAACAGCACUUCAGACAGCAGUCAUGGAACUAGUAUCAGUGCAAUAUUAAUACCAUUCAUUUACCUUGUGGUGUGUGUGGUGGGGCUGAGUGGUAACACACUUGUCAUACAUGUUGUUCUGCGUUACUGCAAAACUGAAUCUGUCACCAAUAUCUACAUCCUUAAUUUAGCCUUGGCUGAUGAAUUAUUCAUGCUGGGACUACCCUUUUUAACAGUACAGAAUGCACUGUCUUACUGGCCAUUUGGUUCACUGAUGUGUCGAUUGGUAAUGACUUUAGAUGCAAUAAAUCAGUUCACCAGUAUCUUUUGCCUAACAGUCAUGAGUAUUGACAGAUAUCUAGCUGUGGUUCACCCUGUCAAAUCCUCAAAGUGGAGAAAACGUCAAGUAGCAAAAACUGUCAAUGCUACAGUCUGGGCAGUGUCCUUCAUUGUUGUCCUGCCUGUUGUAAUAUUCGCAGAUGUACCACAGGGAAUGAACACUUGUAAUAUGAACUGGCCUGACCCACAUCAUGUAUGGAAAGCUGUAUUCAUAAUUUACACAGCUACCUUGGGGUUCUUUGCUCCAUUAAUGGUGAUCUGCCUUUGUUAUCUUCUAAUCAUCAUCAAAGUCAAGUCAUCUGGCAAGAAAGUACGUGCCACAUCUACCAAGCGCAAGAAAUCUGAAAGGAAGGUCACAAGAAUGGUUGUCAUAGUAGUAGUUGUGUUUGUGUUUUGCUGGUUACCUUUCUACACACUCAACAUUAUCAAUUUGGUGGUGGUCUUACCAGAAGGACCAUCCUUAUUUGGCUUCUACUUUUUUGUUGUUCUCUUAUCUUAUGCCAAUAGUUGUGCCAAUCCAAUUAUAUAUGGCUUUCUCUCAGACAACUUUAAACAAGGUUUCAGGAAAACUCUUUGCCGUUCCUCUCGAAGAGUAGAGAGUCAAGAAAUCAGUCAAAGGCUGACAAAAGCUAAUGAGGCAGAGAUGAGUGAGAUAAGUAAGAUAGCACAAAAUGGCAAUGGGCAGGAACAUUCAGUAUGUGCCAAUGAGCAAAAAACACUGCCACAGGAACCAGUGAAUCCAGAGAAGACUAAUACAUUAGAAAUUAGUUACCUGUAAAUAUGUGAAUAUACUUAGAACAUAGUAACACUUGGUUUGUGUAUAUGUG
This is a messenger RNA of Protopterus annectens (West African lungfish), 1456 nucleotides long. It is a transcript of the gene SSTR3, whose product is annotated as somatostatin receptor 3. The transcript has 2 exons. Gene Ontology annotation, molecular function: neuropeptide binding; somatostatin receptor activity. The record is from RefSeq and is a predicted model, not a curated record. The coding region runs from base 223 to 1407 and encodes 394 amino acids. Gene Ontology annotation, biological process: neuropeptide signaling pathway. Lineage: Eukaryota; Metazoa; Chordata; Ceratodontiformes; Protopteridae. Gene Ontology annotation, cellular component: membrane; neuron projection.